Staurois parvus is the source of this 281-nucleotide messenger RNA. Lineage: Eukaryota; Metazoa; Chordata; Amphibia; Anura; Ranidae. The record is from the annotation of a GenBank genome assembly.
GAGCUGUCACGCUGAGAGCCGGUAAUCAGCAUCCCUCAGAGGGGACAUGUGCACUGAUCAUCAGGGUACUGAUGAUCAGUCCCCAGCAGUGCCACCUGUCAGUGUCCAUCAGUGCCAGCUGUAAGUGCUCAUCCAUGCCACCUGCCAGUGCCCAUCAAUGCCACAUAUCAGUGCCAGUCUAUCAGUGCCAGUCAGUGCCGUCUAUCAGUGCUGCCUAUCAGUGCCCAUCAGUGAUGCCUGUCAAUGCCCAUCAAUGCCACCUACCAGUGACUCCUCAUCAG